GCUCCACCCCUCACCUGCCUCACCUGAGACGAAGCAGGAAACAGUCGGUGAUUCUUGGUCUCUACAGAGAGACACACAGACGAUCAGAUUCACCUUCAGCUUCCUCUGAGUGAGUCCAGCUGCAGGAAAGAAAAGUGGGAAACUUCAAGCUGCUCCCAGUCCACACACUGAAGCUUCAUUCUCAGACCACAUGGCUUCCAGAUCAGAGGAGGAUCUCUGCUGUCCGGUCUGUAAGGACGUCUUCAGAGAUCCUGUUCUUCUGUCAUGUAGCCACAGCUUCUGUAGAGACUGUCUGAAGAGCUGGUGGACACAGAAUCCAACACACCAGUGUCCCGUUUGUAAGAGAAGAUCUUCAAGAGAUGAACCACCUUUAAAUCUGGUGUUGAGGAAUCUGUGUGAGUCCUUCUUACAGGAGAGAGAUCAGAAAGCUUCAGAAGGUCUCUGCCAUCUGCACUCUGAGAAACUCAAACUCUUCUGUCUGGACCAUCAGCAGCCAGUGUGUCUCAUCUGCAGAGAUUCAGAAAAACACACCAACCACAGAUUCAAACCCGUCAAUGAAGCUGCACGACAGCACAGGAAGGAACUUCAAGAAACUCUGGAACCAUUAAAGAAGAAACUGGAGCUCCAGAAGGACGUUCAGAAGACGUUUGAUGAAACAGCAGAACACAUUAAGGUCCAGGCCCGACACACAGAGAGGCAGAUUAAGGAGCAGUUUAAGAAGCUUCAUCAGUUUCUAGCAGAGGAAGAGGAGGCCAGGCUGGCUGCUCUGAGGGAGGAAGAGGAGCAGAAGAGUGGGAUGAUGAAGGAGAAGAUGGAGGCUCUGAGCAGAGAGAUAGCAGCUCUUUCAGACACAGUCAGAACCACAGAGGAGGAGCUGAGAGCUGCAGACGUCUCAUUCCUGAACAACUACAAGGCUGCAGUGGAAAGAGUCCAGCGCUGCCCCCUGCUGGAUGAUCCACAGCUGCAUUCAGGAGCUCUGAUAGACCAGGCCAAACACCUGGGCAACCUGGUCUUCAACAUCUGGAACAACAUGAAGGACCUGGUCUGCUAUACUCCUCUCAUUCUGGACCCAAACACUGCUGGUCCAGGACUCUUCCUGUCUGAAGAUCUGACCAGUGUGAGACGAGGAGAGAAACAGAAGCUUCCUGAUAAUCCAGAGAGGAUUGGUGGUUAUUUUGUUCUUAGUUCUGAGGGUUUUAACUCAGGAACUCACAGCUGGGAUGUCGAUGUUGGAGACGGUCAAGACUGGGAACUAGGUGUGUUUGCAGAGUCUGUAAACAGGAAAGGAAACACAUGGUCUGGAUUAUGGGGAAUAUUGUUCGAUGAAGAAAGACAACGGCGAUGUCGUGCACGGCGGGAUGCUGAUCCUGAGAGGAGGCAAAAAUACUUGGAGAGUGAGCGUCAGAGAUGGAAACCAGAUGUAGAGCUAGGGAAAAAGAAGAUGAUCAAUGAUCUAAAUGAGCGAGGCAAACGUCAGCUACGUAAAAAGAGGAGGAAGCAGAACAGAAAGAGAAAAAAGAAGAAUGCCAGGAUGCAGAUUCCUGACACCCCUCCUGAGAGUCCAGAUUAUGUCCAACAGCCAGUGGAGCAGGCUGGAUCUUCAAGACUCUUGGUCAUUUUACUACAAGUCUGGCGUUGCCGGCAGCAUUUCGUGAGUGGUAAACAGAGAAAUCUAACGACAGGAUGCCUGAUGAGCCUGAAAAUCCAGCUUCAGCCUCCAGUUUGAACAGGAGGACCCCUCGUUUUGGUUCUCUGGAAGUCACUUCCGAAAUCAACAAACUCAAAAUAUAGUCAGAAGAACAAGUCUGGUGGAGGAUAUUAUGACCGUGGACACGGGUGGAUGUGCUGUUUAAUUCAUCUUAUCACACAGCUGAUGGUGGCUGCUUUCACAGAGACUUUACAGAUGGUGACAGCAGCUCUCCCAAAACCAGCUGAGGACGGGUUUCACACACACUGAUGCAGGAUUACUGGAUCAUAGGUGAAGACCUUAGUAGGGGGCAUUGGACAGCUCAGAGGUUUACGGGUCCAUACCAGGUGCUCCUGCUGGGAGGUCUUCCUGGCCAGUCACUGCAACCGUGUCCCAGCACCAGCAGGAGAUCUUCAAUCUUCACCGCCCCCUCCAUCUCCAUCUCUGGGGGAGAUCUCGACUCAUCUGAUCCAUCGGGAUGAAUCACCGUGGGUUAUCCUGUCCCCUUUUCCCUGAGUGGUGACUAAUAACAACCAUAGCCUUCAGAUGACUACGGGAGCUUGAAUGCAGAUGUUGUGGAGCGAUACUCAUCUGCUUCAUUCUUUUCUUGUCCACAUGGAGGCUGACAGCCACAGGAGCGGGUGAAACGUCACCUGAUUGAUCAUCAUGAUGAGCAAAACUUCAGUCUGGUAUCAGCUGGCUGAGCAAACCGCUCUGAAAUUCACAAAUUCCAGCUGUUAUGUCUGUUUCCUGAUCCCAUUUGCCACACCUGAGUCCCCCCUGCUGCAACCUCGGCCAGCAGAUGCUGUGCUGAGCGUCCUUUCUGUGUUCACUGUUGUCGCUCACAACAGUACACACUUCCUGGAUCUGAGCGUUAUAAGGAGACAUUUUCCAACACUCCUGGAUCUCUCAUUCACUCCAACUCGUGUUCCUUCCAACUUCUCUGCUCACACCAACAAGACUGUUUCUGAUGCGAUAAUAACUGCUCUGUACUCAGUUCACACUCCACAGGCUGCAGUAUGUUUCCACCUUCUGGGUGGAGCGCCGACAUUUCAUCCUGGGACUGCCUCACACUGUAAUAUUUCCUGCAUCUUGGUUUUAUUGUGAAAACAGAUUUUCAUGUAACAUGUGUUCGUAGUCCUGCUGCUAUGCUUGUAUGAUGUGCAUUUUACGUCUUUGGGCCUUCAUGGUAUGAAUAUACUGUUUCACACACACCUUCUCGGGGUUCUGGCUGUCCUGCAGGUGUGGUGUAGGUUUGUGGUCACCAUUCUUACAUAUCUCUUCCUUUCAGGUAACUGUUUUGGUAUUUGCUACUUAGCCUUCCUUAUUCCUUAUGCACGUGUGGCCUCUAAUUUAACUAUUGCUCUAUUCCUGCAGGCGUCACUCUGGCCUCCAUAAGAGGGAGAGGUCGGCUCCAUGGUCUAAGUUUCUAGGUGGUAUAAUCACUCUUAUGGUACUGGACGUAAUGCUUUUCACAUAGAUCAGUUGGCUAUUGAACUUGAGAAUCUAACUGCAUCAGUUUCAUCUGGUUUUGAGUCCCUGACCCCUGAGCUUAAGGCUCUAUGUGUCAUGUACCUGGAGGAUGGGAUGGCUCUGGAUUCCUCCUGGCUGACCUGGGCGGAGCCUGUCAGGUAAUAGGUGCUGAGUGUUGUACUUGAAUUCCUGAUGCUUCUAACUACAUUUCAGCUGUUUUACAUUAUUUAAGUGUUGUGAUAUACCUCGAUAUUAAUGUAAAAUCUUGAUGUUAGAAAUUAAUAUUAAAUUUAUAAAACUUCAUCAACUUAAUUUGCUUUGAUUGGGGCACCACUCUUCUGUAUAUUUAUGACUAAUUAAUUCACAGCCCAGAAGACAAAAAUGUGAGUGGGUAUUUUAUUAAAGAAAAUAUUGAUUUUAAUUUAC
Messenger RNA from Melanotaenia boesemani (Boeseman's rainbowfish), 3586 nucleotides. Its product is annotated as nuclear factor 7, brain-like. The transcript has 6 exons. The coding region runs from base 191 to 1726 and encodes 511 amino acids. Lineage: Eukaryota; Metazoa; Chordata; Actinopteri; Atheriniformes; Melanotaeniidae. The record is from RefSeq and is a predicted model, not a curated record. Gene Ontology annotation, molecular function: zinc ion binding; protein binding.